Messenger RNA from Cavia porcellus (domestic guinea pig), 3746 nucleotides. RefSeq names its product acyl-CoA synthetase short chain family member 3 (gene Acss3). Gene Ontology annotation, molecular function: propionate-CoA ligase activity. Bases 155 to 2215 code for a protein of 686 amino acids. The transcript has 16 exons. Gene Ontology annotation, cellular component: mitochondrial matrix. Lineage: Eukaryota; Metazoa; Chordata; Mammalia; Rodentia; Caviidae. The record is from RefSeq and is a predicted model, not a curated record.
UAGUGUGACUUCCAAACUUCUGGGCUCCGGGCACACCUCAGCAUUUGCCCCCGCCUCCGGGUGGCUCCCAGCUGCCCAGAGGUCGCCCGGGGGCCGGUGGCCGGGAGCGCGCGAGCUCCGGGGCGCAGGCAGGACGCGCGGGUCCGUCGGCGGGAUGAAGCCGUCUUGGCUACAGUGUCGCAAAGUCACCGGCGCCGGGGGGCUCGGGGGGCCCCUGCCUGGGUCCGCCUCGGCCCGCGGAGCCGGCGCGGCGCGCAGGGCUUUGGUGGCCCCGGGCCCUCGGGGAGCUCUUGGGGCCCGUGGUUCCCGGGCAUUGUCGUCCGGGGGCGGCGAGUACAAGACCCACUUCGCCGCCUCGGUGGCCGACCCUGAGAGAUUCUGGGGCAAAGCCGCUGAGCAGAUCAGCUGGUACAAACCCUGGACCAAAACUCUGGAGAACAGACACCCACCGUCCACCAGCUGGUUUGUGGAAGGGAUGCUUAACAUUUGUUACAAUGCCAUUGAUCGUCACAUUGAAAAUGGUAGAGGGGAUAAGAUUGCUAUCAUCUAUGACAGUCCUGUUACAAAUACUAAAGAAACUAUUACCUAUAAGGAAGUCCUGGAGCAGGUCUCUAAACUUGCUGGUGUUUUGGUCAAGUAUGGUAUCAAAAAAGGUGACACUGUUGUCAUCUACAUGCCCAUGAUCCCACAAGCAAUGUAUACCAUGCUGGCCUGUGCAAGAAUAGGAGCUAUCCACAGUCUCAUAUUUGGGGGAUUUGCAUCUAAAGAACUAAGUAGUCGCAUUGACCAUUCAAAGCCCAAGGUGGUUGUUACAGCCUCAUUUGGCAUUGAACCUGGACGGAAAGUAGAAUACAUUCCACUCAUAGAAGAAGCCCUAAGAAUAGGGCAACACAAACCUGACAAAGUUCUCAUUUAUAAUCGUCCAAAUAUGGAUCAAGUUCCUUUGGUGCCAGGUCGUGAUCUUGACUGGGAAGAAGAAAUGGCAAAAGCCCAGUCCCAUGACUGUGUUCCUGUCCUUUCAGAGCAUCCACUGUAUAUUCUUUACACAUCUGGAACAACUGGGUUACCUAAGGGUGUGGUCAGGCCAACUGGGGGAUACGCUGUAAUGCUAAACUGGACGAUGUCUUCCAUAUACGGACUUAAACCUGGAGAGGUAUGGUGGGCAGCUUCUGACUUAGGCUGGGUCGUUGGACAUUCCUAUAUCUGCUAUGGACCUCUCCUGCAUGGGAACCCUACAGUUUUAUAUGAGGGGAAGCCUGUGGGAACACCAGAUGCUGGUGCUUAUUUCCGUGUACUUGCAGAGCAUGGAGUUGCUGCCUUGUUUACAGCACCGACCGCAAUUAGAGCAAUCCGUCAACAGGACCCCGGAGCAGCCCUGGGGAAGCAGUACUCUCUGACAAGGUUCAAAACAUUAUUUGUGGCUGGAGAACGAUGUGAUGUGGAGACCCUGGAAUGGUCCAAGAAGGUCUUCAGAGUACCUGUCCUAGACCAUUGGUGGCAAACUGAGACUGGAUCUCCAAUUACAGCAUCAUGUGUUGGAUUAGGCAACUCUAAAACGCCUCCACCAGGACAAGCAGGAAAGUGUGUUCCAGGAUACAACGUUAUGAUUUUGGAUGACAACAUGCAAAAACUGAAGGCUCGAUGUUUAGGAAAUAUUGUGGUAAAGUUGCCGUUACCACCUGGGGCUUUUUCAGGACUCUGGAAGAAUCAGGAAGCAUUCAAGCAUUUAUAUUUUGAAAAAUUUCCUGGAUACUAUGACACUAUGGAUGCUGGCUAUAUGGAUGAAGAAGGCUACGUGUAUGUUAUGUCUCGAGUUGAUGACGUCAUAAAUGUUGCAGGUCACAGGAUUUCUGCAGGUGCCCUUGAAGAGUCGAUCCUUUCCCAUGGUACUGUUGAAGACUGUGCGGUGGUUGGCAAGGAGGAUGCUUUGAAAGGUCAUGUCCCCUUAGCAAUCUGUGUGUUGAAGAAAGGCAUAAAUGAAACAGAGCAACAAGUUUUAGAAGAAAUCGUGAAACACGUCAGACAGAGCAUUGGCCCUGUUGCAGCUUUUAGAAAUGCAGUGUUUGUUAAACAGUUGCCCAAAACCAGAUCUGGCAAAAUUCCUCGAUCUACCCUAUCUGCCUUAGUGAAUGGCAAGCCAUAUAAUGUAACUCCCACAAUCGAAGACCCCAGCCUUUUUGGGCACAUAGAAGACGUGCUGAAAAAGUCAUCGUGAUUUUUGCUUCUUUUAUGAUUUGGAUUGAGUUGAUUUUAUAAUUGAAAUUAAGUUAUUUGAGGUUUUUUUCUCAGAAAUAAAAAUUUACAUAGAAAUUACUUGUCACUUGAAAUGUGAAAUGUAAAACUUCUAUCGAAUCAAUCCAAUAAAGAAUAGUGAAAGAACUUGUCUGAUUUGACCCAAUCAUAUGGUUUUCAGUUGUCUGUAAUACAGCUCUCUCGGUGUUGUCCAGUUUUGUGAGAAAAAAAUGUACUCAUUUUAUGAAUUUUAAAAAUUGUUCCCCAAGAAAUAUCCUGUAAUUGGAAGUGGCUCUUAUAAAUAUAUCCUGACAAAAAUUAAAACACCAAAUUCAAAGUUGAAAAAUACUUAAAAUUGCUCUUGUAGAAAGUCUUAAUACUUGCUAAUAUUCUGUUGAUACCUGCAUUUUAAAAAAUGAAAUAGAUAAAACGAGGAGUUUUAGGUAACCAUGUAGACAGCUAAAGCUAUUGUCUAGGUGGGAAGACCCAUGUGACCAUAGAUUUCCUGAGGGAAAGCAGGAAGCCUGUUACAGCUCUGCCUUCUGGUCGUUUGUUUGUUAGACAUGUCUGUAAGAGAAGUGGAAGGUUAUGCAACCCAGUCUUUUCAUCCUGGGAGAUGUAUGCUUCCCAAUGAUUCUGACUUUGUUACAGAGUCAAGUAAAUAACACACAAAUAAAGGAGAGUGGCAAGGAAAACUCUUAAGAAAGAAAAGUCAAGACUGCAUUUCAGGUGACUGUGGAAUGUUGAAGACCAGAGAGCACCUGCUCCAACCAAGGACAGCCAUACCUGCUCCUGGAAAGAUGUGUGAUAGGAAAGAGGCAGCCAGAUCUUCUACUCUUCAGCUUUCCAAAAGAAGCCAAAAAAUCCAUCUUCUUUUGUGAAAACUACAAUUUUUGCAUAAAUGAUGACACAAGUAAGGAUUAUGUCAAAGGAUAUCUUCACAUUUAAACUUCUACAAAACCAGGAAGCCUUUUUAAUAGAAAUUUAAAACAUCUCUAAUAAGUUCAUGGUAAUGUAAUGAAUGACUGAAGUAGAUAUAAGGAAGUAAUUGACUGUUUGAUUUAUUUAGCGGUCUACAUGCAUCCAUGUCCAAAGAACAGAUUUAACUACUAAAAUGUGCACCAUGCCCACUGAAUUUGACAAGUCUCAAAGUAUUUCUCAAUCUUUUAGUCAUUUGGGAAUAUCAUUAUCAAGAACACAUUGUCCUAACAUAAUAGUUUGGGUACAGGAAAUAUAUAUGAUAAUAGAUAAGAAUUUACUUAUGUCAUAGAAAUUACAAUAAAAAUAAGUGUUUUCUCAAAGAACAUUGCUACUUGCUUAAACUGCCUUCUUGAUUGUAAUACCUGAGAAAAUAUAUUCAAAUUUAAUUAUUUUCAUAGUCUGAUAUUAUACAACUAAGUAGAUGCUGUAUAAUUUGAAAUUAUUGGUUUUUCUGGUUAUCUUUUUUAUUGGAUAUAUUUUUUCUAUUAUCAAAACUGUAGAACUUACAAAUAAACUAUUUUAAUGUCUUAGCA